Geodia barretti is the source of this 1512-nucleotide messenger RNA. The record is from the annotation of a GenBank genome assembly. NCBI's taxonomy places the organism in Eukaryota, Metazoa, Porifera, Demospongiae, Tetractinellida, Geodiidae.
CUGCCGGUUGCACUCGCCCUUGGGGUGCUGAUUGCCGCCCCUGGGUGUUUGCCCGAGGACACCGAGUUCGCCGCCCUGACGGCGUCCGCCACGGGCCGGCAGGGCCAGGAGGCUGCGGAUCGGGAACACGCGCGCCAGCGGCCGGGGCAUCAACGGACGGCGGACAUACCCGCGCCCGAUUCCGUGCCGGAUGCCGCCCGGACCCAAGCGGCGUGGACGCUUGCCGACGCGUUCGCUGAAGUGGCGCGGGUGGCCACUCCGGCGGUGGUCAGCCUCACCGUCCAACACGAAUCGGCCGGGUCGGACGAGGAAACGUUCGAACGAUUCUUCGGGCUGCCGCAAAGCCCGCAACUGCCGCAGCCCAGGCUGCGCGAGGGGCGGGGAUCCGGGGCCAUCGUGGAUCCGGCCGGUCUGGUCAUCACCAACAACCACGUCGUGGAGGGAGCCUCCCGCAUCGAGGUGACGUUCUCCGAUGACCGGAAACUCGAGGCGGUGGUGGUGGGGCGCGAUCCGCCAACCGAUCUGGCGGUGAUCCGCAUCGAAGCCGACGGCGAGGUGUUUCCCCACCUCGCGCUCGGAAUUCGGACGAAUCACUCGGUGACGGCGGGCAUCGUGAGCGCCAAGGGCCGGGUGCUCGGCGGCGACUAUCAGGACUUCAUCCAGACCGACGCCGCGAUCAAUCCGGGGAACUCCGGCGGUCCGCUGGUCAGCCUCGAUGGCAGUCUGGUGGGGGUGAACACCAUGAUUCAGGUGGCCGGGGCCCCGGGAAAUAUCGGCCUCGGCUUCGCCAUUCCUUCCAACCUGGUGCGCCGGGUGUAUGACGAGCUGGCCUCCGAGGGCCAGGUGAUCCGAGGUUGGCUCGGGGUGGCGGUUCAGCCGAUGGACGCCGAGACGGCGAAGGCGUUCGAUCUGGACGAGAGCGUCCGGGGCGCGAUCAUCACCGACUACUCGGGAGAGGAUUCGCCGGCGGCGAUGGCGGGCCUCAAGUACGCCGAUGUCAUCGUGCGGUUCAACGGCCGGCCCAUCGAGAACAGCACGGACUUGCAGUUCGCGGUGGCCGAUGCCCGUCCUGACGAACCCGCGACCGUCGAGAUCCUGAGAGACGGUGCUCUCAGGUCGGUGGAGGUGACCCUGGGCCAGCGGGACUUCGAGGAAGCCGCACCACUGCUCGCCGAGGCGGCUCCGCCUGCCCCGCCGGAUCCGCCGGAACCCGCCGGACGGUUGGGGAUCGUCGGAGACACCCUCGAAGGCGAGCUGGCCGACCAGUUGCGCGCUGAUUUUCCGGGCGUGGUGGUCCGGCGGGUGAUCCCGGGCGGAAUCGCCCACCAGGCCGGGAUUCAACCCGGUUUCGUAAUCACCGACGUGGCGGGCCGUCCCAUCGAGAAUGUCGGCGAUCUCCGGGAAGCGCUCUCCGGCAUCGAGGCGGGAGACACGUUCCCGAUCUGGAUGGCGCGCGCAGCAAGUCCGGGCGAAUGGCAGCGGACCUUCGUCAUCGUGGAAGCGCCGGAAUAG